This is a messenger RNA of Annulohypoxylon maeteangense, 2048 nucleotides long. RefSeq names its product mitochondrial fusion and transport protein Ugo1. Lineage: Eukaryota; Fungi; Ascomycota; Sordariomycetes; Xylariales; Hypoxylaceae. The transcript has 2 exons. The coding region runs from base 202 to 1740 and encodes 512 amino acids. The record is from RefSeq and is a predicted model, not a curated record.
CCACCCUGUAAUGCGUUGUACAAUUCCAGCCCUGAAGUACAACUGUAAAUCCCAACCUCCCACCUUACCUAAUACCGCCUAGAGUAACCUCUCCACCGACGACAAUUAUUUCCUAGGUUCCAUCCCACUUUCACGAUACUGUAGAAUAGAACAUGCUCACCGCAGUAUAAGGCAUACGGUACAAGUCCGAUCCAGCCCAUAAUGUCCUCACCAAGAGAAGGCGUAAAUCCUUUGCGCCCUUACUACAUACCACCAUCUAUAGGAGAGCAGGUCGACGCUGUUCCGCCACAACCGAAUCCAUUUUCCCAUGGAAAUACGACGGUAGCAACCCCAACUGCUCCAAACAAAUACGCGUCCAGGGCACGAGACAUCUUUCCAGAUAUAGACUAUAAGGAUCACCUAGACGAUCUGUCACCGUCGGCGGUUCAAUCCGUAAAGCAAUUCAUAGACGAGCUAUUAUGGAAGUACACGUCGGUGCUCAUGUCCCAACCCUUCGAGGUGGCCAAGACGAUUUUGCAAGUGAGGAUUCAAGAUGACUUGGGGAACUUGAAUACUCCUGAACCUACGAGGGCCCCAAGGAAAGCGAGCCCAGGUCUUAUGAGCCCGACAAGCCUUGGAAGCCCAGAUCUCGACAGCCCAAACCCGUUAAACCCAAAACGAUCUGUAUGGGACGAGGGUGGUGAGACGGAUUCCGAUCCAGAAGAAUCUGCAUAUUUCACCUCUAGUACUCCGUAUACGCCUACGCCGUCCACGCGAUCACAUAGAAGGAGGGGUUCGUCACCGUUAGGCUCUCCGAAACCGCCCCCAAAGGCCGAAGUCAUGCCCCAUCAACUCGUCCUUCGACGACCCGAUUCCAUAUUCGACGUCAUAUCGCAACUGUGGUCGAAAGAGUCGGCGUGGGGUGUUUGGAAAGGGACAAAUGCUACCUUUCUCUACACGGUACUGCAGUCAUUGUUUGAGAAUUGGUCGCGCAGUUUGCUGAGCGCGCUGCUAAACGUCCCGGAUUUAGGACUAAAGGAUGACGUCGAUAGGCUAGUCGACGUCGCAUCGCCCUAUCCCUGGGCCUCUCUUUGCGUUGCCGCCGCCGCCGCUGUUGCGACAGGCUUGAUUCUAGCCCCUCUCGACCUCGUGAGGACACGAUUAAUCGUGAUACCUACCGGGCGUAGCUCACGCCGAACUCUAGCAACUCUGCGAGCUCUCCCUUCGUGGGUGUGCCCCACAUCCCUGAUAGCCCCCACGAUGCUCAACUCCCUCGUUCACCCAUUCUUCACCUUAUCUACUCCUCUCGUCCUCCGCUCGCAGUUCCUAAUCGACCGCGAGCAAUCCCCUAUGACUUUCUCGAUCGCCAAAUUCUGCGCCUCCUGUGCAUCCUUAUUCAUCAAGCUACCCCUGGAGACCGUACUACGCCGUGGCCAGGUUGCGGUACUAGCAGAACCUACAUAUCUAGACGCUCUAGAUGAGACCGGUCAGAUGGACACGGUUGUGCCGCCCGGGCCAUACAACGGUGUGGUCAGUACGAUGUACACCAUAGUAUCCGAGGAAGGCUCGCGUGCCGUCGCGGCCAAGAUUAAGGCUCCGCCUCGAGGCCGCAAGUUGAAGUCACCUAAGGCAGCAGAUGUUAUUUAUAGAAAGGGUCAGGGCUUUGACGGUCUUUGGAGAGGGUGGAAGGUGAGCUGGUGGGGCCUCGUGGGUUUAUGGACGGCUGGAGUAGCCGGAACUGGUGGUGAGGGAGAGUUUUGAACAUCUUCUCUCGACCCACCUACUGCCUAUCAUUGCCUAUCUGGCAAAUCCAAGUAAAGAAGAGACGAACGGAGUUUUGGUGUUGGUGAUGUUGAUUCAUGAUGCCCUUUGGGCUAGCUAUUCACUCCUCAGCAAUGGGUUCAUGUGCGCGAAAAGAAGAUAAAGAGCACUUCAUGAGAUACGGCUUGAUAUCCCCUAUUCAUAUUGUACGACCCAGAUUCCGCUCGUGCGGGAUUGCUUGUAUGUACAAAGUUUUUGGAAAAGUUUAUAGAGCUGUCGUUUCAGUCUACUCUCAACUUUCAUACCUA